Messenger RNA from Rhodamnia argentea, 1357 nucleotides. RefSeq lists its product as uncharacterized. The transcript has 7 exons. Lineage: Eukaryota; Viridiplantae; Streptophyta; Magnoliopsida; Myrtales; Myrtaceae. Bases 243 to 1115 code for a protein of 290 amino acids. The record is from RefSeq and is a predicted model, not a curated record.
CUUGUUUCCCGGCACUAUCGAAAUGGCAAGUUCGUCAGAACAUAUAGUGGUGACGAAAUCGUCGUGAAGAGGGAGGGGAGACACGACAAGAGGUCCGUCCUCCAGCUAAGCUUUGCCAUGAGCCUGAGCUUUCUAAGAGGGAAUCGCGUCCAUUUUGGUUUUGGACCACCCCUGCUCAAGGAAACCAUCAAUCAAGAACAAGGAGGAAGAAGAAGAAGAAGAAGAAGAAGAAGGAUUAUGUGAUGGAAGCGAGAGUGAAUGGUUGCCCGAGUGUGGAACUACUUGUUUCUCUCCCUUCUUCUUCAUCCCUUCGAACCCCAUCAUCUCACUCUCCAAGGUUCUGUCUGAAAUCCUGGGCUAGCUAUCAGAAAUCCUUUAGGAAGCAUUUUAGAGGUCUUGCUGGGACGUGGAGCUUUCACGUGAGGAAGAUACUAAAGUGUCAAGAUUUCACUGAGGACUUCUCGGUUCAUGUGGUCGAAGAGGGUGAAACAUUGUCUUCGAUAUCAAAGCAGUAUGGGAUACCUAUCCACACAAUUGCGACGUUCAACAAAAAUAUUGCAGACCUUGAACUAGUUUAUGAAGGGCAGGUCUUAAAGAUUCCUCUAUCCAAGAGAUGCGCUGAAAAGACAGAGAAGAAGAAAUUACUCGAGUUUGAUAUACCGCAAAAGCGCUGGAACCCAUCGAAGAUGCUGGAUGCCUUAUCACAGCAAAGGAAUUUCACUGUGUUGAUCUCCCAUCCAUUACCAUAUGCUAAAACCACCGGUUAUUUUCUAGUUCUGGUCCCUCUUAUAGCGUUUUGCAUCAGAUGCAUAAAUAGUGUCCUCUGCACUAGAGUUGCUGGUUAUUUGAGACGGGAAGAUAUCAUAGAGCCAAAGCAACACCAUGAGGUCCCUAAAAGUAAGAGAUGGAAAUCUGCCCUACUUGAUGCCAAAGAGCCAGACGUUUCAGAUCCUGCGUCUAAAUCAGACAUUGGCUGUCCAUCAGAGGAUCAAGCUCAGAGUUCUUCUGAGGAUGCUUUCCUGGCGUAUGGAAAACUUCAGGAAGAUUAUGAGAAGUUCCUGUCAGAGUGUGGGAUAAGUAAUUCAGGGUACUGGCGAGGAGGUUCGGAUGAAUGAAGCUCUGGAAUACGAUAGGACUUGACAAUGGUUAAUGAUUAUACAUGUGUGGAUGUGUGGCGUGCGAUUUCCGUUGUACAGAAUACUACGUUAACGUAUUCAUGUUUCAUAUCUGGAUGUUCAUGCACUUGUAAUCUUUCCAUAUCAUUUACCUCUGACCUGGUUGCAGACACAAUUUGAUAUGACUAGCAUUUGUUGCGCCGUCUUCUUUUUCUCUUAAAAGUAUGCAAGAAUUUUUGGCU